AUGGACCGCUUUCUGCUUCUGUUGACCUGCACGCUCGUAUUUAACUACAUACAUCCACAGAGAGGGGCUGAUGCACAGUCGAUGUUCACCAUCAGAAAUAUCAGUAUAUCCCUCGAACCCGAAUCCAAUGUGAUGCGGGGCACCAACGUGACUGUGCGCUGUCAGGCAUUGGUCAGCAUUUCAGGCACAGGGCCACUGAGUCGAGAGUACACAAUCUACAAGGACAGUGUCAUAGUGUACACAAAGACCACCAGCAGCUCAGACGACCUCCUGUACCGCCUCCCUGACGCCAGGGUCUUCAACACGGGCAAAUACAAGUGUAAGAUCAACAUUGAAGGCAGGAAGCUGACCAGCGAGGCCAAGAAACUCUCAGUUACAGGUCUUUCUGCACCACUGCUUCAUUUGAACAACGCGGUCAUCAGUGAGGGGGAGGAGCUAACAGCCAGGUGUACAGCGCCCGGAGAGACGGGCGCCAUCAUUUUCUACUUCUACGAUGACACCAAAGAAAUCCUGGAGGACCGUGUGAACUCCAACCAAUCAGAAGUCAAACUUCGCUUCAACCGUGUCGGCAUCCACAAAAUGUACUGUUCCUACACCGUCUUUGUGACGCCGCAGCCCUUCCUGUCCAGCAAGAGCAACACUGUAACCAUCUCAGUCAAAGAGCUUUCCAUCACGCCAGUUUUGGAGAUUUUUCCUUACAGUAAAAUCUACGAAGGAGACAGACUUGACAUUAUGUGCGGCAUCAGAGACCUCAUGCCUGACAUGGAGGGAAAUGUACACCUCUACCUGAGCCGUGGGACGCAGCUUCUCAGAAGAGGGAACACCAAUGUCAACCACAGCAUGAUCGCAUUGGCCAAGGACACUGAGGAGUUUGAGUGCAGACUGGAGAUGGGAAACGUUGUGAAAGUCGACACAAAAAAGGUUGCAGUGACUGAGCUCUUUUCAAUGCCCACUCUCACCAUGUCUCCAAGUGAAGUCUUUCAAAGGGAAUACAUGACUCUGAGCUGCAAAAGUGACAGCGUCGCUUCAGAGAGAAUCCACAGGGAUGAGUUGACUUACACUUUGGAUCCACCGGAGAGUCUCCUGAUCCCAAAGAGCACAGGCGUGUUUUAUGGCAAAGCCCUGCUCUACGAUUUCAACUACACUUGCAUCGCUCAAGCCAAGGGCAUCAGGAAAUACAGUCAACCAUUGACAGUCCGACCUAAAGUAACCGUGUCGACACCAAAGAUCUCAGUGGUUGGCAGGGCAGUGCUUGGGCGUCCCUUCAAGAUCCUGUGUCAGUCGGAUACAGGCAGCCUACCCAUAAACUACACUUUGCUUAAGGAAUAUCAGCAGCUGAGCGUGGCCAGUGUCAAAAUGCCUUUUGAACAGGCUCUGUUCACCGUCACAGUCAACCACCCUGGCGAAAUCAACAAGUUCAUGUGCGAGGCCAAGAACAGCCAGAGGGAAGCGCCACUCAGCAAAAGAUUAGAUGCCGCUGUUGUUGUGCCGCUGUCUCAUCCGACCCUCACCGUCAUCCCUAACCUGCCGGAAAUUGCAGAGGGAGAUCAUCUAUUCCUUAUCUGUGGCGUAAAGGGCACCCCGCCCAUCACCUUUAAGUGGUAUCGUGAUGACAGCAACAAACCGGUAUUUACCACCACCUCUGACAAGAACAAUACCGACUAUCAGAUUGAAGCAUUGGGUAAAGAUGACAGUGGUACCUACUACUGUGAGGCCCUCAAUCACGCCAACAAUGUCGUCCGCAGCGCACAGGUCACCAUAGAAGUGCGCCUGGCCUUAUGGAAGAAGGUGGUGAUCGGGGGCUUCUGUCUUCUGGUGCUGUCGGUGGUGGUGAUAGUCAUUGUGCUGUGCUUCAGGUCCAAGAGAGGUAAAAGGGAAGCAGCUGCUGAAUUGUCAGUAAAGCCUUCGAGCCCUAAAUCAGAUGACUCUUUAACAGUGAGUCUAACCCGUGACACAGAGGUUAAUAAUGCAGCCCCAGGUAAAGUGGAGAGAGUAGACAUCAGCGUGUGGAGCGAGCGGCCACCUCAAACAGCCAACGACGAGGAGAGCAGCAUGGUGUCCAAUGAGCCAGACGUGGAGUACACUGAGGUGGUGCAUCCUCAACCAACAGACAUAUCCAGAGCACCACUGAGGAAAGGCACAGAAACAGUCUACAGCGAGCUCCAGAAUUCCCCACAUGGUGCUGAUGACCCCCCUGGUUAUGGUUCUGUGGAGUAUGCUGAUCUCAAUGUAGAACAACAUGAGAUGAAUCACUAUCCAGUUGAGCACACUGACUGCCAGGAUCUACCCGUUCCAGUGGAUUAG
Messenger RNA from Nerophis lumbriciformis (worm pipefish), 2304 nucleotides. Lineage: Eukaryota; Metazoa; Chordata; Actinopteri; Syngnathiformes; Syngnathidae. The record is from RefSeq and is a predicted model, not a curated record.